Molecule: messenger RNA, 2055 nt
Organism: Cololabis saira (Pacific saury)
Lineage: Eukaryota; Metazoa; Chordata; Actinopteri; Beloniformes; Belonidae
Gene: slc16a7
Product: solute carrier family 16 member 7
Exons: 5
Coding region: 56-1474 (472 amino acids)
Biological process (GO): monocarboxylic acid transport; transmembrane transport
Cellular component (GO): membrane
Molecular function (GO): monocarboxylic acid transmembrane transporter activity
Source: RefSeq, a predicted model, not a curated record
AAGAUUCACAGACCAGUCAAUACUGUUUCAACGACUUUGCAGAGUGCAUUUGAACAUGCCCCCUGCAGCAGGAACCAAUCUAGGCUACACGCCACCAGAUGGAGGCUGGGGCUGGGCUGUCGUGGUCGGUGCUUUCAUCUCCAUAGGAUUCUCUUAUGCCUUUCCCAAGUCCCUGACCAUCUAUUUCAAGGAGAUUCAGGAAUAUUUCUCUGUGUCCUACAGUGAGAUUGCCUGGGUGUCCUCAGUCAUGCUGGCUUCGAUGUACGCAGGAGGUCCUAUCAGCAGCAUAUUUGUUAACCGCUACGGCAGCAGACCAGUGGUUAUGCUUGGGGGGGUCCUGGUGAGCGCUGCCAUGGUGCUUGCCUCCUUUGGUACUAAUAUCAUCCAUCUAUACCUCUGCGUUGGAGUAAUUGGAGGGUUUGGGCUUGCCUUCAACCUGCAGCCAUCCCUGACGAUCAUAGGCACUUACUUCCAUGUCAAAAGGCCAGUAGCAAAUGGACUUGCUAUGACAGGAAGUCCAGUUGUUCUUUUCACGCUGGCUCCUCUAAACCAAUUACUCUUUGACUCUUUUGGCUGGAGAGGGAGUUUCCUCAUUCUGGGGUCAAUUGUUUUGAACUGCUGUGUGGCUGGUUCUCUGAUGAGACCGGUCAAUAAGCAGGCUCAGCUCAAGCCCAACCAAGACCUGCAGACGUGCAACGGGCCGCCCAAAGGGGAAACAGCUGCUGCUGAGGACACCAUCCCGGAGUCGGUCAAAGCUCAGCGCCCUGCUCCUAAAUUCGUUGACCUCUCGCUUUUCAGACACAGGGGUUUUCUCAUUUAUCUCAUCGGAAAUGUGGUGAUGUUUUUUGGCUUUUUUGCUCCGGUUGUUUUUAUGGCUCCAUAUGCCAAACAUCUAGGGACUGAUGAAUAUUCAGCAGCAUUCUUGCUCUCCAUCUUUGCUCUGGUGGACAUGUUCAUCAGACCAAUAACUGGCUUCGUCGGCAACAGCAAGUGGAUUCGACCAAGAAUACAAUACUUUUUCAGCUUUGCAGUUUUGUACAAUGGCGUGUGUCACCUUUUGUGUCCGCUGGCAUCUGGAUACAAGGGUCUAGUUGUGUAUGCCGUCUUCUUUGGUUUGGCAUUUGGGAUGGUCUCAGCGCUGCUUUUUGAAGUCUUGAUGGACCUAGUUGGAGCUCAUCGCUUCUCCAGUGCAGUGGGACUCGUCACCAUUGUCGAGUGCGCCCCAGUGCUUCUUGGACCUCCAAUUUCAGGAGCUCUGGUUGAUAUUUAUGGGGACUACAAAUACAUGUACUAUGCAUGUGGUGUGCUUAUGGUGGUGCCUGGCAUAUUUUUCUUCAUCAUGCAUUACUACAACUAUAAGAAACUGGAUGAGGAGCGCAGGCAGAGGUUGGCGGUGGAAAUAAAGGAUUCUGAAGAAGCAGUGCAACUGAAAAUGAGCAAGGAUGAUGAACCAGUGAAUGAAACCGAUGCAUGAACUUCUUUCAGUCGAACUGAAACGUUACAUCGUACAGGCUUACAAUACAGAGACAACUUUUAGUAUUAAUAAAAAAUUAUCAAUUAAAUUAACAAGUAGGAACAAUUAAACUUUUUUUUAAUAUUUAUCUUCAUAUUUACAUUAUGCUGUUUAAUUGUAUGUAUACCAAAAGAACAGUAUAUGGCAAUAUCCUCUGGCAUUUGCUCAUAACUCAUUCAGAACAGUCCAGAGCAGUUAUUGUAAUUUGUUAACAACAUGUUUAGGUUAUGCUUAGUUUCUACAGUCUGGAAAAGAAACUGCAUGACCGCCAAAGCAUAAUGGGUCAAAUAAAAGACGCAAGACUGAACAACGCCGGAUCCAGCAACCAACGUUUAUGAUCACCUUCUGACCACUAGAUGGCGUUGAAUGCUGACAUGUGAAAGCUUAAAGUGAAAGAAUGCAUCUCUUUAAUUAAAAAAACUAAAUUAUACAGUUGGUGUUUUCAUUGGUGGAUUUGGUUUUUACAGCAUUGCUUUCCAUAAUCAAGGAUAAAAAAAACCCAGCUUCACAAAUAACAAUUAAAUUAAGCAUCUGGUGUGAAG